CCCUCCUUGCGUUGGUUUUCACUCAGUGAUGUCGCGUAUUUGUGUGGCGCACCUGUAAAGAGCGAGACAGGCAGAAGCCGGCUUUUUUAAUUAUUUGAUUCCUUUUAUUUCUUCUGUUCUUUUCUCCCUUUGUUUCAUGCAUUUACUGAAAGGAAACCAUUUCUGUGUUUUGAUUUAAUAAAUAUUUCAUUUCCUCAUUUUCUCUUGUUUGUGUUGGCUUUUAUGUUUCCAAGUUUGAAUUAACAGAGCGGAAUUCAUCAUUUUACAAGCUAUUGGCCAGGUGUUUCAUUCUGAGAUUGUUUGCCUAAGGACGUCCAUAACUUUCAUUUAUAGAAACGACGGCAACUCCAAACUAACAUGGCAGUCAGACUGUGCGAUGUGGCUUCUCUGCUUAGAAGUGGUUCGUGGGCAUCUGAGCCUUGGACUGGGCAGGUAAUUGCUGCCAUGGAAACACAGCUGUCCAAUGGGCCAACUUGCAACAACACAAGCAACGGUCCUUCAACAAUCACAAACAACUGUUCCUCACCGGUAGAGUCAGGGAGCAUAGAGGACAGUAAAACUAACUUGAUAGUCAACUAUUUGCCCCAGAACAUGACCCAAGAGGAGCUGAAGAGUUUGUUCGGGAGCAUCGGAGAGAUUGAGUCCUGUAAGCUAGUCCGAGACAAAAUCACAGGACAGAGCCUAGGCUAUGGAUUUGUCAAUUACGUGGACCCGAAGGACGCAGAGAAAGCCAUCAAUACCUUAAAUGGCUUGAGACUUCAGACCAAAACCAUCAAGGUUUCCUAUGCGCGUCCGAGCUCCGCCUCCAUCAGAGAUGCAAAUUUGUACGUCAGCGGCUUGCCAAAAACCAUGACUCAGAAAGAACUGGAACAGCUCUUCUCUCAGUAUGGACGCAUCAUUACCUCACGCAUUCUGGUGGACCAGGUGACUGGUGUUUCCAGAGGAGUGGGCUUCAUCCGUUUUGAUCGGCGAGUUGAGGCUGAGGAGGCCAUAAAAGGUCUGAACUGUCAGAAGCCGCCCGGUGCCACCGAGCCCAUUACAGUGAAGUUUGCAAACAAUCCAAGCCAGAAGACCAGCCAGGCGCUGCUGUCCCAGCUGUAUCAGUCACCCAAUCGAAGGUACCCAGGACCUCUCGCACAGCAGGCACAACGCUUCAGAUUGGACAAUCUGCUGAACAUGGCCUAUGGAGUCAAAAGGUUCUCUCCUAUGGCCAUUGAUGGGGUGACCAGCUUGGCUGGCAUCAACAUCCCCGGGCACGCAGGCACUGGCUGGUGUAUCUUUGUCUACAACCUGGCUCCAGAUGCCGAUGAAAGCAUCCUUUGGCAGAUGUUUGGGCCGUUUGGUGCCGUCACAAAUGUCAAGGUUAUUCGUGACUUCAAUACAAACAAGUGCAAAGGAUUUGGGUUUGUCACCAUGACCAACUACGACGAGGCAGCUGUGGCUAUUGCCAGCUUGAAUGGAUAUCGCCUCGGGGACAGAGUGCUGCAAGUCUCGUUCAAAACCAACAAAACACACAAAGCCUAAUACCCACUGAAAUUCAGCAGAAACAGAAAAUGGAAGCGUGUUGACCGUAACUUUCUACAUUAGUAACAGCUUUGUAAAUCAGUGUUACAAGGAAAAACAAUAUUUAGCAUCCAACAAUGUGAUUUUUUUUUUUUCUUUUUUAUUUCUAUGCUAUGAAUCUUCUCAGUAAAACAGGAAAAAAUACUGCAGGUUUUAAUGCCUGUGAUGUUGAAUUCUCUUGCUGUCUUUACAGAUGGACCAUCUAAAAUGUUACUAUAGGUUUUGUCGUUUUGUUGCGCAUCUGGUUUGCAAUCGUAAGUGUUGUAAGGUUAUGUGUGGUGAUUUCCUUUUGUAUUUCUCUGUCCUCAUUUGCCUAAGGUGCGUUAUGCCCUCAGUGGUUAGCAAGUACUUAGUUUGAGCUUUUUGCAGAUUUGUUUUUGUAAGUAUUCUGUUUAUUGUAAUAUAAGUUGGUUAUUGGUUGGCUGCAUAAUGUUGCUUAUUGUAAACUUAAUAAAAGACAAAAAAAAUUCUUAAAGCAGUACCUUGCCAAAGAGCUAAGAACCUCUUUGAUGUGGGUUUGAAAAGCAUCUAUUUUUAUAAAAAGAAAAAUUUGGAGAAACUUUUUACUGGACCUGGAACAAAAUAUUUUGACUUGGAUACUUUGAGAAAUAUCUUCAUAUGACACCUUGUGAGCUUUUGAACUUUACAAGAAAGUUUGCAGUGGUUGAAAUUUCUGGAGAGAUUUAUGAUGUAAAAGACCUUUUGAGAUCUUUGUAUUACAGUAUCUUUCGAUUACAGAAUCAAUGGCAGUGCUGGUUUCAUUUGUAAAAAUCUGUGGGUCCCCGUCAUCCCGGUUGUCGCCACUAGCAACUCGCUAUUUGAUUUGGGAAAAGGACAAAAAUACAAAGGUUGAUUCACAAAAUGGGCAUGCAGAAAUUUACAGUGUAGAAAUCUUAAAAGGUACAUGGGGGCUAAAAAUCAGUUCUUCCUAAAGGAUUCCCUUCAGACGGCGCUUGCGGCGUGUUGUGGUGUACCCAUCACUAGACAGUCUUAAUAGCAACCAAUAAGGGUUUUUACCUGCUUUGUACGAAAGAUUUGAGGACAAGCCAGUGAAGGCAGCAGCGUAAGAAAAACAAAUCUGGAGAACAGAAUGGAUUACUCAGAGCUUCGAGCUAUGUAAAUAAGUUUGUUUUGUUUUGUUUUUGAGUAUUCGGCAGACUUAUUUUAGGUUCUAGUUUGAUUUUCAUUGGGAAUUGUAUUUAUAUUUUUCUUUUAUGGAGUAUGUAAGGUAUUUCAUUUUGGAUAUUAACCUUUUGAAUUUUUAGUUUCCCCAUCACUUGAAAAACUGAUUUGUUGUCCCAUGGACUAGCAUUAAAGUGCAUCAAAUUCGUUGGUUGUUUGGUCUGUAGAUAGUCUUGCUUUGUAAAAAAAGAAAAAAAGGAAAAAUAAGGUAUUAAGCUAUAGACAUUUGUUUUGUUUUUAUAUAUAAACAUUAUAGAUAUAUAUUUGUGGUAAAGAAUGGAUAUAAACCACAGUUUUGAACUAUUUGAUUACUUUUUUUCAUACUCAUAUACGUAAUGCAUAUAACCUGUCUAAAAUCGCAUCAAGGUGUAUAUCGCUUUAUUCACUUUGGGGAAGUCGGUGAAGCAGUUCCAUUGAUCGCAAAAUUGGUUGCAAGAGUUUGUAGAAGAACAUCGAACUCGUCUUGAACAAAUGGAGGCUGGCUGAGCCUUAGGUGCACUUAAUACUUCACCUGCAUCCUGCUUGGUAUUGGAACCAAUUACUAGUCAUGCUUCCCCUUUAAAUGAGCAGUGUGCUAUGCAUUAUAUAAUUAUCUUUGCAACAGCUUUUUCUUGUUUAUCUAUUCCUUCCUUUGUGUUACUUGUAAACGUUUAAGUCUAGAUGAGUUGUGAUACUUGCUGCUGUGGGGGAGAGAGUACAUUUUUUUCCAUGCCUGACCUGUCAUUGUUGAAAUUUUCUUUUUUGCAACUUCCUUUAUAAUAUGUUCUUUGACAAAUUGUGCUGCUGGUCCGGCAUGAAAAACUGUACCCUCCCACCUCUCAUCGCAAUUCUUUAUCUAAGAAUGAUUAUUUAUUUGAAGCUGUAUAGUCUGACUAGGUUCACAGCAUUUUGGAAUAGAAUAACUGGAGUAUCUAAAAGGAUGUACAUGUUCUUUUGUGUUUGAAUACUUUGGAUUUUUUCCAUGUUCUGUACAUGAAUAAAUAAGUUGAAGGGCAA
Monopterus albus (swamp eel) is the source of this 3741-nucleotide messenger RNA. RefSeq names its product ELAV like neuron-specific RNA binding protein 2 (gene elavl2). Gene Ontology annotation, cellular component: ribonucleoprotein complex. NCBI's taxonomy places the organism in Eukaryota, Metazoa, Chordata, Actinopteri, Synbranchiformes, Synbranchidae. The transcript is spliced from 8 exons. Gene Ontology annotation, molecular function: RNA binding. The coding region runs from base 358 to 1524 and encodes 388 amino acids. The record is from RefSeq and is a predicted model, not a curated record.